This is a messenger RNA of Ricinus communis (castor bean), 1533 nucleotides long. Its product is annotated as replication factor C subunit 3. Gene Ontology annotation, molecular function: DNA clamp loader activity; ATP binding; DNA binding. Gene Ontology annotation, cellular component: DNA replication factor C complex; nucleus. The coding region runs from base 205 to 1287 and encodes 360 amino acids. The transcript has 9 exons. Lineage: Eukaryota; Viridiplantae; Streptophyta; Magnoliopsida; Malpighiales; Euphorbiaceae. The record is from RefSeq and is a predicted model, not a curated record. Gene Ontology annotation, biological process: DNA-templated DNA replication; DNA repair.
GAGUCCAGCAGACAAACCCGAACCGCAACCCGCCUCAAAAUUGGAUUGGCGCCAUCAGCACCCACGUUUACAGAGAAGCUUCUGCUGUCUGCUCUACUAAUAUAGCUUCACCGGUUUCAAAACGACAGAGCAGAGAGCACGAUAGCUGAGCUGAGCUUAGUGUAGAGACAGUUAGUUUAGAGAGUCAAUAAAAUUGUUUAAAAGAUGGCAGAUGUGGUAACGAUUAUGGAUAUCGACGAAGACGUGAAGGAGAAGCAGAAUCAAUUGUCCAAACCAAACAAGGGCAAAAACGUCUUCGUGGACACUAAAGCCACUCCUUGGGUGGAAAAGUAUCGUCCUCAGUCACUCGCUGACGUGGCUGCUCAUCGCGAUAUUGUUGAUACCAUUGAUAGGCUGACCAAUGAAAAUAGAUUGCCACAUUUGUUACUUUAUGGUCCUCCUGGCACUGGGAAAACUUCUACUAUUCUUGCCGUGGCGCGAAAACUAUAUGGAGUACAAUACCAUAAUAUGAUUUUGGAGCUUAAUGCAUCAGAUGAUAGAGGCAUUGAUGUUGUCAGACAGCAGAUUCAAGAUUUUGCUAGCACUCAAAGCUUCUCUUUUGAUGCAAAGUCAGCUGUAAAGUUGGUCUUGCUGGACGAGGCAGACGCAAUGACAAAGGACGCACAAUUUGCCUUGCGUAGAGUCAUUGAGAAAUAUACCAAGAACACACGAUUUGCACUCAUAUGUAAUCAUGUGAACAAGAUUAUUCCAGCACUACAGUCUAGAUGUACUCGAUUUCGUUUUGCUCCUCUUGAUCCUAUACAUGUCACUGACCGACUCAAACAUGUUAUAGAGGCUGAAGGGCUUGAUGUACCUGAGCCUGGCUUAGCAGCAGUUGUACGAUUAAGCAAUGGUGAUAUGAGGAAGGCUCUGAACAUAUUACAGUCAACACACAUGGCUUCUCAGCAAAUUACAGAAGAAGCUGUACACCUGUGCACUGGAAAUCCAUUGCCCAAAGACAUUCAGCAAAUAUCUUACUGGCUUUUGAAUGAAUCAUUUGCUGAAAGUUUCAAAAGAAUUUCUGAAAUCAAGACAAAGAAAGGAUUGGCAUUGGUCGAUAUUGUAAGGGAAGUGACUAUGUUUGUCUUCAAGAUCAAGAUGCCAUCUGAUGUCAGAGUUCAGUUGAUUAAUGACAUGGCUGACAUAGAGUACAGGUUGAGUUUUGGUUGCAGUGACAAGUUGCAACUCGGAUCACUUGUUGCUUCUUUUACAUGGGCUCGGUCUGCAUUGGUUGCUGCAGCAAAGUAGUUUUUAUAUGCUGCUUUUGCUUGCUGUAUCACUUCCUGAUUAUUCCAGCAUGAGAUGAUCGAAUGACUACUUGUGCAAUCAUGAAAUUUAUACAUGUUUAAGAAUGUAAAGUUUUCAAGUUAGAAGCUUGGCUGAUAUAUCUUUUUGACUUGCCCCAUAUUUUCUAGGUGUUUUUUUGGUGAGCUUGUAGGUUAUGGUUAUUUUGUUCCUUUGCGUUAAUGUGUAGUUUUCAAAUUCUAUGCUCUA